Molecule: messenger RNA, 5459 nt
Organism: Balaenoptera musculus (blue whale)
Lineage: Eukaryota; Metazoa; Chordata; Mammalia; Artiodactyla; Balaenopteridae
Gene: KCNJ13
Product: potassium inwardly rectifying channel subfamily J member 13
Exons: 2
Coding region: 790-1872 (360 amino acids)
Biological process (GO): regulation of monoatomic ion transmembrane transport; potassium ion import across plasma membrane
Cellular component (GO): plasma membrane
Molecular function (GO): inward rectifier potassium channel activity
Source: RefSeq, a predicted model, not a curated record
UUAAUAUUACCUUGGAAUCUCUACCUGGAAUUUCUUAUUUUGCCAAGAAAAUAAUUUUCUCUCUACCCCACAAUCUAAUCAGCAUCUAGAAUAUUCAGAAGGGCGGCAAUCCAUGAGCCAUAGAAGGAAAGACUCCAUGAAAAUGACCACAAAGUAACAAAAACAAAUAAAACCUAAUCAUAGAACUUUCAAUAGGCUAAUUAUAAAGCAUACAAUGGAACUAUGGAUCUCUAAAAGCUUACUCUUAUCCUAGCAAUAAGUGUGGCUUCAAAACAUUUUCAGACAGUUCAACACUACACUUCUAAAUGAUUUCUAUUUGACAGAGGAACACAUAUUGAACGUUCCUUUUCAUUAUGAAUUAUUCAUAGUUAUAAAUUAUUAAUUAAUUAUGGAAAGUUGUUACACACAAUGUUUAGUCAAAUCAAUACAUACUUGAAGCCUCGACUUGUGCAAGAAAGAUACAGGAGUGUCAAAAAAGACAUGAAUCGUAAUCCCAACCCUUGGGGAUUCGUUAAAAUGCCAAACAAUAUUUUAACAGUCAUUAAAGGAACCAAUAAGAGAUAUCCUAAGGCAAUCCAUGAUUAGCUAUCAAAUGAAUGACUUAGUCAGUAAAUGCUCCCUUAUGUAAAGAGAAAAGAGAAAGAGCUAUUGGACUGGGAAAGCCUGCCCAGCAGUCAGGGAAGCAUUCCAAAAAAUUACAAAACAAAGUCUCAGAAUUUAUUAAUAUUACCUGAAAAACAGUUAAGGGUUUACUAAUUUACUCUUGAUUUCAGAGAAUUACAGCCUGAGAUGGAUGGCAGUAAUUGCAAAGUUAUUGCUCCUCUCCUAACUCAGAGAUACCGGAGGAUGGUCACCAAGGAUGGCCAUAGCACACUUCAAAUGGAUGGCGCUCAAAGAGGUCUUGCAUAUCUUCGAGACGCUUGGGGAAUCCUAAUGGACAUGCGCUGGCGCUGGAUGAUGUUGGUUUUUUCUGCUUCUUUUGUUAUCCACUGGCUUGUCUUUGCAGUGCUCUGGUAUGUUCUAGCUGAGAUGAACGGUGAUCUGGAACUAGAUCAUGAUGCCCCACCUGAAAACCACACUAUCUGUGUCAAGUACAUCACCAGUUUCACAGCUGCAUUCUCCUUCUCCCUGGAGACACAACUCACAAUUGGUUACGGUACCAUGUUCCCCAGUGGUGACUGUCCAAGUGCAAUCGCCCUACUUGCCAUACAAAUGCUCCUAGGCCUCAUGCUAGAGGCCUUCAUCACAGGUGCCUUUGUGGCGAAGAUCGCCCGGCCAAAAAAUCGAGCUUUCUCAAUUCGCUUUACUGACUUAGCAGUAGUAGCUCACAUAGAUGGCAAACCUAAUCUUAUUUUCCAAGUGGCCAACACUCGACCUAGCCCUCUAACCAGUGUUCGGGUCUCAGCUGUACUCUAUCAGGAAAGAGAAAACGGCGAACUCUACCAGACCAGUGUGGACUUCCACCUUGAUGGCAUCAGUUCUGAGGAAUGUCCAUUCUUUAUCUUUCCACUAACCUACUAUCACUCCAUUAUACCAUCGAGUCCCCUGGCUACUCUGCUCCAGCAUGAAAAUCCUCCCCACUUUGAAUUAGUUGUGUUCCUUUCAGCAAUGCAGGAAGGCACUGGAGAAAUAUGCCAAAGGAGGACAUCCUACCUACCCUCCGAGAUCAUGUUACAUCACUGUUUUGCAUCUCUGCUGACCCGAGGUUCCAAAGGUGAAUAUCAAAUCAAGAUGGAGAAUUUUGAUAAGACUAUUCCUGAACUUCCAACUCCUCUGGUCUCCAAGAGCCCAAACAGGACUGACCUGGACAUCCAUAUCAAUGGACAAAGCAUUGACAAUUUUCAGAUCUCUGAAACAGGACUGACAGAGUAAGAAAUAUCCAUAGCGCCCUAUUUUUUAAUGUAUUAAAUAUACUCAGCCAGUUAUGCACCUAUUUUUCCUUCAUCAUAUCCCACAUUUUCUUUUUUCCAAUGCUGAUUACAUCUUUCUGAUUACAUCAUGGUGAUCAAGCCUCUGCCCAUUAAAAAAAAAUGGCUAGCAAUACACAUUGUGGAAAUAUAACAUUAUACAAAGUUUGUAUCUGUGGUUAUCUGCUGAAAUCAAUGCAUCUGAAUGUAACAGAUAUUUACAAUAACAGAAAUGCUGUUGGUGAGUUUGUAUGGAUGUGGUAUGAUACCAGUAAUGAAGGUAAAAUGGACAGUGAAGUUUAACACAGCUGAACGCUAACAAAAUCAGCCAUAAAUUUCUCAUUUUCAUCUGCAAGUUGAAGCAGCAGCCUAAUUUCAAACCUAGCUCCCUGGAUAGAACAAUGAUUUAACAAUAUUUAGUGAAUACCCUUUUAAAACUGUUAUUUCUUCAAGGCAACAAAGAUCAGUCCUUUGGUUCUUUAUAAAACAAAACUAGGGUAAAUAUUACCCCCUUAAUUUUUAACAGCUAAGAACAAAAGUUCACAAGAAAACAGCGAAGAAUAGAUUUAUACAUAACUCUAAAAGCAUUUGAGCAUUACACCCAAACACAUGCACAUAUUCAUGCAUUUGUGGCAGAAAGUGAUCAGAGCAAGUUAAGAUAAGCUCUAGGCUGAAGGAAACUGCAGGGUGGUAUUUGAGCAAGGAGAUGCAAAAUUGUAUCUACUUUAAAGCUACCAUGCAUACUAAUCAAAUAGUGAUUUAAAAAUUAUAACCAACUAUUCAUCUGAAUAACUUCCGACCUAAGUAAACACAUUCCCUUUCUACUUAGGGUCCACUCAAUGGUAUAAAAACCUCAUAGAUGCAAAUAUAUUUACGUUUUUGUAGAUAUAAAGGUUUAGAUAUAAUUCAACUAGGGGAAAAAUCUCCAACAGAAAAAGCAAAAAAUAAUUAGGCAAUGAAGUAUUUUCAAACCCAAAUUCCUGUUUCAAACUUCAGAUAGUUUUUUCUAUAAACACAAAAUGAGUGUUUAUUCACCAGUAGGAGGUUGGACUAGAUGAACUCUAUUAUUUCUUUCCAAAUCUAAUACUCCAUGAAAACUAUGCUUUCUCUGCUUUUUUAAUUUUGCAUAUACUAGGAUGAACACUUUCCCUUACCUCCAGUUUAACUUAAGACUAUCCUUUGUAUACUUGUCAUUUCAAUAAAAAAAUCCAACUGUCCUCAAACAGGAACCAAAAAAGUCACCCUAUCAGAUUUCAAAUAGAUUUGUUGCUGCUAUUCUUUUCUGAAAUUUCCCUUAUCCAGGUUUAUGUGAAAAAAGUGAAAGAUUAACCCUCCCUACUGGUGAUGACCCACACAGGAAUCAUCUCUUAAAAUAAAUACUAGCUAGUAAAGGGAAGCAGCUGUGAAAAGCAGGGCACAGCAGCAAGUCACAUUUUUCUACUCCUAGACCAAAAGGAAGAGAAAAUAAAGAAGAACUUCGGAGUGGUCUAAGACUAAUUAUAGCAAAGUAUAUCAAGGACACAGAAACUUAAUCAUUGUGAACUUCUGCUGUUUGAAAAUCUUAGGCAUUCUUAAGUACUAGCUAGACCAACAGGUUUUCCUCCAACCCAAGAUUGUUGUAACACAUAUAGACAGCAGGAAUUCUUAUUUCUAUAAUAAAGUUAACAAGAUUCACCUAACCUGAUGAAAAUAAGUAUUGAAGAUUUACAUGGUAUAUUUUUUCCUAAGAGCUCUACAUCACUUACAUAGAUCAAUUCCAACAGUUCAGAGAGGUUGCCCAAAGUGAUGCAAUUAGGAAGUGAGCAAGACCUGUCUAGGAUCUGAGUCUCAAUAUAGAUGCAGUAUAUUCUCCAUUCAAGUCAGAGAAGCGUCUUACUAUAUACUAUUUAUACAUAAACUUUGCAUCUGAAAAUUAGAUAUAACUUUCCCUACACACACCCUCCCCAAAAAGAACUCCAUUGGUAUACUAAUGCUAUUUAAUAAAUAGACAACUAAGAGAUGCAAUCAAAUACUUUUGUCUAGGAGGCUGAAAGCUUCUGAAAGAACUGUUCAUGAUUCUUUUACUUCAAAGAAUCACAUCUUCUAUGUUAAGGAUUAAGUUUUCUGCAAAGGCCCCAUUAUCCUUUCAGGUGAAUGGAGUACAGACUGAAAGAGGGGGAAAUUUACUGGAAAGUGGGAAGAGCAGCUUUAACUCCUGGCUCUACAGCUCACUUACCUGGGCCACCUGAGAAAUCAGUGACGAUACCUCGGAUACAUAAUCAGGGAGACCACGUUGGAAGUAAGUUAAAAAAUGCUUGUGGAAACCAAUCCAGAUAGCAUGACAGACAGUCCCAACAAACUGAAGACAAGUAGAUACUAAAAAUCAUAAGGCCUACUUUUAUAUAUGUACAAGCCCAUAUUACCAACUGCCAGCAGCAGCCUAAUAACCAAAAAUGGCUAUGUCUGCUUCAAAGCAUUGCACACCAAAAUGCACUGAGUUGAACCUUUAGGUAUCACCUGGAUUUUUUUUAACGAUCUUUUAAUUCCAUCCUCACAGAACCAUACCGUAAGAUGAUCACCAGAACUGAUCUCCCCCUAUGCAGCAAUCAAUUUCUAUUGAAUAGGAAUUAUAAUUUGAAUAUUACAGGCCUUUUUCCACUUCCACAUUCUCCCACGGGUAUUCACAAGGGUCAUGCACAAUUCUAACCCAGAUGCCUCUAAUUCCACCCAUUUCUCUACACAUAAGAAGCAAAUACAUGAUAAGAACCAUCUCUAACUUUAAAAGGAACAAAUCAUUCUGGAACCUGCAGUACUCAAAUUAUCUUAAUUUGAUGUCAUAGGACGUCUCACAAUUGAUCAAUAUGUCAGUGUGUCCCAACAAACUAGUUAAGUACUGCUGUUCUUGGAGAGAGUAAGAUACAGUAUGAGCAAUUUUUUUUAAUCUACAGUAUUUUCAACAAAAGUGGAUUACUUAUAAAAAGAGAAGCUCAGAAUCACUAACAGUUUAAUAACCUGAAGUGAGCAUCUUAUUUAAAAAAGCAUUCAAUAAAAGCCACUACAAAAUAUUUUUAUAGAUCUAUGUGGACACUGCCCUGAAAAAAAGAAAGAUUAUACAUCAAAAAGACCAGAUGAAUAAACGACAUUCAUAGUAAGAACAUUCACAGUUUUAGCCUUUGCUCUCUAAUACAAAAGCGAACAUUCUAGUAUUUUCUCUAUUUCUUCUCACCUGUGACAUACUAUCUGCACUGGAAAAGGAGUUAAUAGCCUGCUUCCUAACUUGAAAUUUCAAUUCGUAAGACAGCCUUAAUAAAGAAUGUAUGUCCUGCAGAGAACACACAGGCCCAAAACGUUACAUCAAGUAAAUCCUAACGGUUAUAUUUAUCAUCCCUGGUUUCAUGCAAUAAAGUCCUCAAAUAACCAGGGAGCUCUGAAUGCAAGCAACGCUACAACCCCAUCUACUGGAGAGAUGCAAGUAAUUGAGUCAAUUUUUAAUAAAUGUGUCCUUAUGUGUGAGCCUUGUUAAGGACCAAUAUCAUGGAAAUCCAGAUAAAAAUACUUCAAAACAGUAAGAAA